AUGGUAAAGGCACCCUUAUUAUCAACCGCUUCCCAGCAGCAGCAGCAGAAGCCGCAGUGCCCAAAGGAGAUCAUCCACCAGCCGUCCUCGAUCGUGCUUUCCGCGGCCACACCGUGCUCCUCCGCUCAGGUGUUGAUCCAGCCCCAGCAACAGCAUCGCCAUCAUCCCCAUCACGUGCAUCCUGUUCCGCUUCCGCAGCAGCCAGCACCCCAGCAGCCGCUCUUCAGUUAUCCUCCGCCACUGGCCGCAGCUGGCACGACACCAUCCCACACGGCGUACUAUCCGCUUGGCACGGUGAAAAAGCACAGGCGGGUCCAGAUCCAGAUGGCCACGGAACCACCGGGUGGCGUCGGUGUCGGUACGGCGGGUGGCAUCGUGGUAACAAAAACGGCCACAACAGCCGCCAUCGCAGUGGUUGCCCCAACGGCACGCAACGUUGUAGCCAUGGCCACCGGAACGAUGAGCAACUGUGUCACGACAGGAGCUGCCCCAACGGCAGUCUGUAGCGGAGCCAAUGCCGCCGUGGGAAUUGUUGCCACGAGCCAAGCACAGCAACCGAUCCUUACGCUGACACCCAGCACAGCAGCCCCAACGGGGAUGAAGAUGAAUCAACCGACGCUACAACAUCAACGGAUCCAAUCGUUGCACCACAUCCAUCACCAUCAUCACCAUCAGCUGAUCAAUAGUAUACCGGCCACGACGGGCCAACGUAUGCCGGCCAAUGCAGCGGCCGCGGCGGCUGCUGCUGCAGCGGCUGCAACCCACACUGCUGCCACUACCGCCGGUUGGCCGAUGGUUGAACCGGUGUUUCAUUUCGGGCCCGGGUUCGAGCUGGAAACUCGCCCAUUCUGUCCCACGCAUACGCAUCCGUCGGAGCAUGUCGUCCUGUUUCACGUUCGUCCUGGCGUGGCUGUCACGUUCCAAAUCGCCGGCAACCGAGAGACCAUUCGAGGACCCGUUACACUGCCAAUGGUGUCGCAGAAUGGCACUCCGCCGAUGGCAAUGCCGAUGCAGGUGCCUCACGGACAUAUGAUGCAGCAAAUUGUGGACGAAAACGGAACGUUGCGACACGUUAUCCUAUCUACCCAGCCACCGCAGCAGCUCCGGCAGGGUGGUGUUCAACAUCACCUACAUCCUUCACCAUUUAUAAAUGGCACAACGGCACCAUUUUUCAGUCCGAUCGCCGCCAGUUUCCCAGCGGGACCUGGUGCCGGAGCACCGCAAAUGUACCCACCGCAGCUGAUUGGAGCAAACGGUGGAAAUGCCGGUGGAACGGCUACGGGAGCUGGAGUUGCUGGCAACCACGGUCUGCACACUCCACAGGGCAACGUCACACAUUCACCAUCGCCUCCACACAGCAACACCAGCUACCAUAAAGAUGAACGGGCCCAGCGGCAGUAUUCUAAGCUGCAUCGAAAGCUCGACCAAAAGCAGCGGGAAUUAAACGCAUCUGCAACGACGCCGAUCAAUUCGCCCAGAAAACAUGCCGAGCUGAACGGGAGCGGUGGAGGCGCCAGGAAAUCUCACACUCCCCAUCAUCUGCUGCCUAAUCAUAUGAAUCAUCGCAAUGGUACAGCUGCCGUCAAUAUUACUGCACCGUUGACUACUUCCGAGGAGGAAACGUCUAGUGCUCCGGACGAAGAGGACGACAACACCCAGUCGAUCAUUGUGGAUCAUCUGAGUUCUGUGCCGUCACCGCAAGUGACUGAAAUUACUCCACGAACGGCUCUGCUUCAGUGGUCGCCACCAACUUCGACGGCUGCACAGGUGCCCGUGGUACCUACAGGAACUGUUCCUGGUGUUGCUCCAGCAUCCAUUCCUGUGGAGCCACUUCCCUUCAACGUGCAAGAUUUGCGCUACGAGGUGCUAUUGAGCGACCAUGGCAAGGAGAACAAGUACAAGAGCAUUUUCAAGGGCUCGUCGUUGUCGUGCAAGGUGCAGGACUUGCGACCAGGCCAAGAGUAUACGGUACGGUUGCAGGUGUACUUGGAUCAGUUGCACGGUUCACCCACAGAGCCAACCGUGUUCAUCACACCUGGUUGCGAGCCGGACGUUCCUGCUCCGCCCAAACUUCUCGCUCGUACCAAGAACUCGUUGCAGCUGCGCUGGAAUGCUCCUGCCGACAAUGGAUCGCACAUCUUGCACUACAUUCUAGAGUGUGAUAAUGGCAAGGGCAACAGUUUGAUGCAACAGCAGCAGCACCAGCAAUUGAGUGGGUACGAGUUCAGUGAGGUGUGCAAGACGAAGGGAAAGCAAUUUCAAGUCAAUAAGCUGCAACCAUCGACGUACUACGUAUUCCGGUUGUCGGCGGUGAAUGAGUAUGGUCGCGGUGGCUUUUCUGAUCUGGUAAAGUACAGCACUGUCGGUAACGCACCAGCACAGCCCGCUCCGCCAACACUGAGACAGGCGACAGCUACCACGCUGAAGCUGGCUUGGCAACGUCGGUCGUCAUGCGAAGAAUAUACUCUCCAAAUGAACGACGACCAGGGUUAUGGCUACAGGAACGUAUACAAUGGCAUGGAUACGCUGUACGAGUGCAUGGGGUUGAGGCGAGCUUCUACAUUCCAAUUUAGAUUAAGAGCCGAAAACGACAACGGAAGGGGACCGUGGAGCGAGGAAGUUGUCUUUCGAACUCUACCAACGUGCCCGGGCCGACCGGCCAAGCCACAGGUUAAGGGCAAGGUGCAUUCAAACGGCUUCAAAGUGAAAUGGGAUCCCCCGCACGAUACCGGAGGAGCCGAAAUCGCUCUGUACCAUCUGGAGAUCAGCUCCGGGGCACUUUACGAACGGGUUUAUAGUGGUAAAGAGUCUGAGGCGACUAUCGAGCGACUGAAUCCCGGCACGGCGUACCAGAUCCGUGUCCUGUGCGAGGGUCCUGGGGGAAUUAGUGCAUUUUCGGAACCGUGCCUGGUGACUACGGAACCGGUUACACCCGGGUUACCGCAGAAGCCUUUCUGCAAGUCUCCUCCAACUCCGUAUGCGGCCUGUCUGGCCUGGGAAAAGCCAGAUUAUAACGGAGGCUCUCCCAUACUCGAGUACGAGAUGGAAAUGGAAACGGUCGGCACGAAGGUUCGCAGCACGGUGUACCGAGGUAAGGAUAUGUUUUGUGUCGCGAAAGAUUUGCUGCCAGGUGAGCAGUAUACGGUGCAGGUGCGGGCUUACAACCGCAUCGGUGCAGGCCCAUGGUCAGAAGAGUUUACAUUCAGUGCCGGAGCAGCUCCACCAGAAUCGCCGCGCGAUCUGUCGAUCGUCCUGAAGUCUCCAACGCAAUUAACUGUGGUGUGGGCAGAGCCUCACAGCAACGGAUCAGCGAUAAGCGAAUAUAUUCUUCAAUCCAGUGCCGAUUCUAACGUGAUGCCGUCAAUCGAAGAUCAGACCAACGGUGGUAAUGAUGCUAACGGCACCAACAACUACCAAACGGUGUACCGAGGUGCGCAACGUUCUGCUGACGUGCGCAAUCUUCAUCCGUAUUCACGCUAUCAUUUCCGAGUGUGCGCGCUGAAUGCGGCCGGUUGUUCCCGGUACUCGUUGACGAUUGCACAGCAGAUGCCGGCGGCGGCACCAAACGCACCCACCGUCGGUGGGCAGAAGAUCACGGCCAAGAGCAUACUUAUUAGCUGGCAAACACCGCACGACAACGGCUCCCCAGUGACGCAUUACAACAUCGAGUGUGGCGAUCGCUUGAUCACGACGGACGCUCACAGUGCCAGCGCUGCAGCCAUUGCAGCUAACUCGCCGGAGCACUCUGCUGCCGGUUACAAUGAUGAAUACGAUGACGAGUACGAGGAUGAGGAGGAGGAAGAAGCUUCCAUCGGUAGUGCUGCCUCGACAGACGCGGAGGAUGAGCCCACAGCGGUUUCAUCGGCUGCAGCGAGUUUAAUAGAUAGCAAACUAGGCAAAUUGUCCUCCUCUCAGGUGGCUAAUGGAAGUCCAGCGCAUUCCACCAAGAGUGGCAACAAGGUCCACAACACGCUAAAUUCUACGACGGGUGGUCGCACGAGUAGCAGUAACAUGCUGUUGAUCAGCGAUCUGCACCCAGAAACGGCUUACCGGCUAAGGAUACAGGCAGUGAACAGCAUUGGCACUGGGCCCUUCUCGAGCUACAUCAAAUUUACGACGUCCCCUCUGCCGCCUAAGCCGCCCAAGCUGGAGUGCGCUCAGACUGGUUACGCACAUCUGAAACUGCGCUGGGGAGAAGGUAAGAACCUAGACUUGGCGCGUUACUUCGUAGAGAAGGAAAACAAACGUACGCGCGAGUUCCAAAACGUGUACACGGGCACGCGUAACACAUGCAAGGUGAUAAAUCUAAUCGAGCAGACCAGUUACACCUUCCGGAUAUGCGUGGAGACGCGGCACGCAGGCAAAGGCGAUUUCUCGGAUGGUUACAGCUUCACGACAGCGGUAGCAGUACCGAACAGCAUCAAGGCACCGCGCGUUUGUGCCGACUCGACUUCCGCCUUGGUCUCCUCCAAUGGUAAUGCUGGAGUGUGGGAUCCCAAUCGUAGCGGAUCGCUCACAGUCGAAUGGCAGACGAGUCGAAAUAAUCCAUUCACCGACUCAAUUGAAUACAUUCUGCAGAUGGCCAAAGCUAAGGACCAAGAAUUUCAACAGGCCUAUCGUGGACCCGAGACGCGUUUUACGGUCCUUAACUUGCAGCAUGGCAUAACCUACACGUUCAAGGUGUGUCCAGUGCGUGUUCGCCCGAAUGGGGAACAUGUAUGCGGCUCAUUUUCCCCGGUGCUGCAUCAUCAUUUGUCGGCCAAUGUACCCAGGUCAAGUGCACAUGUUGGUCGCAAUGGACACGGCACGGAUGACGUUGAUGGACGAACUCUGUUCCAAGGCAAUGUGGUCAACAGUCGAGGCGAACUAGUGCUAACCAAAUCGUCGGUUGGCGCUGGUAUGCUCAUGACGGGCAACAACGGAUAUGGUCCAGACUCCAGCGGACAUCUUCAUGGUGCACGGGGCGACACCGUUGCAUCUUCAACUCUGCAGCAGCUGCAACAGUUCUUUGAGCCCGACUCGAGCAAAGCGGUUGUGUGCGUGUUUGCGUUCUUCCUAUUGUCCAUAAUUGUUGCCGCUUUCCUCAAAUAAUUUCCCUAUCCGUCGUGAAUGUCACCUCACAAAUGUUUUGUGUUGUCCUACAUACAUGUUAUGUCCGUCUGGGAUGUCUUGUCUCAUGUCGCAACGUAGGUAACUGAAACAACAAUU
Anopheles nili is the source of this 5208-nucleotide messenger RNA. RefSeq names its product fibronectin type-III domain-containing protein 3a (gene mtgo). The coding region runs from base 1 to 5091 and encodes 1696 amino acids. Lineage: Eukaryota; Metazoa; Arthropoda; Insecta; Diptera; Culicidae. The record is from RefSeq and is a predicted model, not a curated record. Gene Ontology annotation, molecular function: protein binding. The transcript is spliced from 5 exons.